Messenger RNA from Xenia sp. Carnegie-2017, 999 nucleotides. RefSeq lists its product as uncharacterized. The coding region runs from base 137 to 925 and encodes 262 amino acids. The transcript is spliced from 2 exons. Lineage: Eukaryota; Metazoa; Cnidaria; Anthozoa; Malacalcyonacea; Xeniidae. The record is from RefSeq and is a predicted model, not a curated record.
UUGGAACAUUCGACGCGUCUUGCAACUUUUAAUAUGAACACAUCGUGUCUCUUGGUCACCACAUAUACAGACGGUCACCACAUGCCUCUCCAGACACGGGAUUACCACACGUUUUAUUAAACAGAAGGCCCUCUACAUGUCUCUUGAUACACAGGCUCACCACGAUUCUCACGAGACACACAGUCACCACAUGUCUCUUGAGACAGAAGGUCACCACAUGUCUCUUGAUACAGGUCACCACAUGUCUCUUGAGACGAAAGUUCACCCCAUGUCUCUUGAGACGAAAGGUCACCACAUGUCUCUUGAUACACAGGCUCACCACGAUUCUCACGAUACACACGGUCACCACAUGUCUCUUAAGACAGAAGGUCACCACAUGUCUCUUGAGACGAAAGGUCACCACAUGUCUCUUGAGACGAAAGGUCACCCAUGUCUCUUGAGACAGAAGGUCACCACAUGUCUCUUGACACAAAAGGACACCACAUGUCUCUUGAGACGAAAGGUCACCACAUGUCUCUUGAGACAGAAAGUCACCACAUGUCUCUUGAGACAGAAGGUCACCACAUGUCUCUUGACACAGAAGGUCACCACAUGUCUCUUGAGACGAAAGUUCAACCCAUGUCUCUUGAGACAGAAGGUCGCCACAUGUCUCUUGACACAGAAGGUCACCACAUGUCUCUUGAGACGAAAGGUCACCACAUAUCUCUUGAAACAGAAGGUCAACUCAUGUCUCUUGAGACAGCAGGUCAGCACAUGUCUCUUGAGACGAAACGUCGCCACAUGUCUCUUGAAACAGAAGGUCACCACAUGUCUCUUGAAACAGAAGGUCACCUCAUGUCUCUUGAGACAGCAGGUCAGCACAUGUCUCUUGAGACGAAACAUCACCACAUGUCUCUUGAGACACAGAGCCACCACACAUCUCUAGAGACAUGUUAAGUUAGCAUACAUCGUGAAGAUAAUGUACAUGUAUGCUACGAGUUAAAUGCAAGGAAAUCUACG